AUGGCCCCUCUGGAAAUCAUGAAGAAUGAGCAUGUGGAGUCCGCACCCAAUUCAGUGGCGGAUGUUACUAAGGGCGACAUCAACAGCGCCGACCAAACGCCUGUCAUCCCCAAGAGCUUCAACCUCUUAAGUGCCUGUGCCACGGGAAUUACUACCGGCAAUGCCUGGGCGGUUCUGGGAGGUGGAAUUAUCGCAUCUCUUCAUAACGGCGGCCCUCCUGGUGUUAUUUUUGAAUUUGCCGUGGUUUCCUUCUUUUAUUGCUUCAUCGCGGCGUCCAUCGCGGAACUGUCUUCUUCGAUUCCCGCCUCCGGAGGAGUAUACCACUGGGCAAACAUAACCGCCGGCCCCCGGUAUGGUCGGAUAUACGGCUGGUUCGCCGGCUGGCUCAAUGCUCUGGCCUGGGUCUUUGCAGUAGCAUCAAACACCUCCAUGACGUCCACGAUGAUCAUAUACGCCUACGCACUGUACCAUCCAGACUUCGAGCCCGAGCGCUGGCACGUCUUUAUCUGCUACCUGGUCGUCUCCUGGACGUGCUGUCUGACUGUCAUGUUUGCGCAGCGCGCGCUGGCCUGGAUCAGCCGCCUGGGCUCGUUCUUCAUUAUCGUCGGGUUCUUCGUCAGUAUUAUCGUCUGUGCUGUCAUGCCUAGCACCAGGCCUGGGGGAAGGUACGCUUCUAAUGACUUUGUAUGGAGGGAUUGGGAGAAUAUGACCGGCUACUCGAGCGACGGGUUUACGUUCCUUGCUGGGAUGCUGAAUGGGGCUUUUGCUAUUGGGGCUACGGACUGCGUUACGCAUAUCGCGGAGGAGAUUCCCCAAGCGCAGAAGAAUAUCCCCAAAGCCCUGGCCUGCCAGAUCAUCAUCGGCUUCAUAACCGGCUUCUGCUAUCUGAUCACAAUCUUCUACGCCAUGACCGACCUCCCCACGAUAAUGGGCAAAGACUCCUUCUGCCCUAUCGGCGAUAUCUAUCUGCAAGCAACAGGCUCCAAAGCAGGAACAGUCGGCCUCCUCACUGUAAUCAUCGCGCCCAUCUUCUGCGCCACAAUCGGCUGCUACAUCACAGCCGGCCGGAUGGUGUACGCCCUGGGCCGCGACGACGCCACGCCCUUCGCUGCGUGGAUCGGAGCCGUAAGCCCGCGCUGGGAGAGCCCGCUGUUUGCAACCUUAGCAUGCGGGAUCCUGCUCACAGGGAUCGGGGCGAUAUAUGUUGGCUCGCUGACAGCAUUUAACGCCUUUAUUGGCUCGUUUGCUGUGCUUACCACUGUAUCCUACCUGUUGGCGAUCUUGCCUCACGCGCUGAGUGGGCGGAAGAGGAUCCGGCCGGGUCCGUUCUGGAUGGGAAGGGUUGGGAUGGCGGUUAAUCUGGUGGCUUGUGCGUAUAUUGCUGUCACGGUUGUGAUUUAUUGUUUCCCGUAUGCGCUUCCGACUGCGGCGGACUCGAUGAAUUAUACUUGUCUUAUUACCGGGGGACUGACUAUUCUGGCGGGGGUGUGGUGGGUUGUGCAUGGGAGGAAGAAUUACGUGGGUCCGGACUUGGAGAUGUAUGCGUAG
This is a messenger RNA of Aspergillus puulaauensis, 1548 nucleotides long. RefSeq lists its product as uncharacterized. Gene Ontology annotation, biological process: transmembrane transport. Gene Ontology annotation, cellular component: membrane. Gene Ontology annotation, molecular function: transmembrane transporter activity. The transcript is spliced from 5 exons. NCBI's taxonomy places the organism in Eukaryota, Fungi, Ascomycota, Eurotiomycetes, Eurotiales, Aspergillaceae. The record is from RefSeq and is a predicted model, not a curated record. The coding region runs from base 1 to 1548 and encodes 515 amino acids.